Molecule: messenger RNA, 996 nt
Organism: Heterobilharzia americana
Lineage: Eukaryota; Metazoa; Platyhelminthes; Trematoda; Strigeidida; Schistosomatidae
Source: the annotation of a GenBank genome assembly
AUGUCUGAUGUAAAAAGUUUUCUAUCUGUGAUUGUCGUCGUUCCCAAUGCUCAGUGUUAUACAGUUAUGUCUGGUUGGGCAAUUAAUGCCAAAGAUAUUCCCAGUAAAAUGGCACUUAUUUCGCGGUCGGUUGUUAAAUUGGAGCGUAAGUUUCUGCAAGAUAUUAAAAAUAGUCAAGAUCACUCUUCCCCUACCUGUAAGGGACAUGUCUCGCUAUCAGACUUGCUUCGACAUGGUACUUUGUCUGUUUCCCUGUUGAAUCCUAGUUCAGCUCCGGCUACCAUCUUAUUUUUUACGGAUGGUUGUUUCUCGACGUCUGAUUUUGAAGUUCCAGAACUAGUUUUGUCUCAUUUAAAUUCAGAGCGUGUAAGAUGUGUUUUCGUCUUGUUAGCAGAUGAUGUAACUGCGCAUACAGGCUCUUCAUAUAUUCAAAACAGUUUGUUCAAGCGAUCUUCUUUCUUGUCUGCAGGCAUACAACAAGUCGAGCUUUGCAGUCUUGUAGCCAAAAACACCGAUGGAUUUGUUAUGGCUGUUCCACUUGAAAGCAAUUAUGCAUUAAUUCAAGAAGGAGUACAAAACGAACUAAUUGAAUCUUUGUUGGCUAUUCCUAUCAUACAUCACAGGGAAUUCGCAACAGAUAGCAAUUUCAACUGUAGCUCCAGGGUAAUGGUCAAAGCAAGCUCAAAACUAAUAGAAUUACCUGCGCACACAGUGUUAAUGACAAGGUUAAAGAGUGGGUUCAGAUUAAAAGCUGUAACUCUUUCAACGAAAUCAGUUGUAUCCAAGAGCCGCAUGGUCGGCAAAGAAAAAGGCUCUUUUUGUAGCAGUAGUGAACAAGUGGAUGUAUGUGUUCCUAUCACUGAAAAGGAAAGGGCAUCCAUUGAUUGUUCGGUUACUAAAAUAAAGUUAGAUCUUGAAAUGGUGUGGGGAGUAAACAUAACUUUCCAUUGUUCAAUAAGUGGAGGAUGGAUCCAAUUUCUUCACCCUUCCUUGUAA